Messenger RNA from Prunus mume (Japanese apricot), 1016 nucleotides. Its product is annotated as cytokinin riboside 5'-monophosphate phosphoribohydrolase LOG3. The record is from RefSeq and is a predicted model, not a curated record. Gene Ontology annotation, cellular component: nucleus; cytosol. Gene Ontology annotation, molecular function: hydrolase activity, hydrolyzing N-glycosyl compounds. Gene Ontology annotation, biological process: cytokinin biosynthetic process. NCBI's taxonomy places the organism in Eukaryota, Viridiplantae, Streptophyta, Magnoliopsida, Rosales, Rosaceae.
UUUCUAGUGGGCAAGCUAUAAAGCGUUUGUCUACUUGAAUUUUUCUGUAACACAAAAGGUUAGAAGCAAAGAGACAGAGGACUUAGAAAAAAAAAAGGGAAUCUCUUUGUGUUGCAGAGGGAUUUUAAUUUGAUUUUGUAAGCAACAAAACAGUUGAGUGAUUUGAGAGAAAUGGAGAUUGAGAGUGAAAUGAAGCAGUCAAGGUUUGGGAGGAUUUGUGUGUUUUGUGGGAGUAGCCAAGGCAAGAAGAGUAGCUACCAAGAUGCUGCCAUUGAGCUUGGCAAGGAACUGGUUUCGAGGAACAUUGAUCUGGUCUAUGGAGGAGGCAGCAUAGGCCUAAUGGGUUUGGUUUCACAAGCUGUUCAUGAUGGUGGUCGGCAUGUUAUUGGAGUUAUUCCCAAGACGCUCAUGCCUCGAGAGUUAACUGGUGAAACAGUGGGGGAAGUGAAGGCAGUUGCAGGCAUGCACCAAAGGAAGGCAGAGAUGGCUAAGCAUUCGGAUGCCUUUAUUGCCUUACCCGGUGGUUAUGGAACUCUGGAAGAGUUACUUGAAGUGAUAACAUGGGCUCAACUUGGAAUUCAUGAUAAACCGGUGGGAUUGCUGAAUGUUGAUGGAUACUACAACUCCUUGCUAUCAUUUAUUGAUAAAGCUGUGGAAGAGGGAUUUAUUAGCCCCAGUGCACGCCACAUAAUUAUAUCAGCACCAACAGCAAGGGAGUUGGUGAAGAAAUUGGAGGAUUAUGUCCCAUGUCAUGAAAGAGUUGCUUCAAAGUUGAAUUGGGAGAUGGAGCAGCUUGGCUACACACAAGAAUAUGAUAUCUCUAGGUGAUCAUGGGCUUGCAGCAUUCAGACACACUAAGCUUGUUGGAAUUUUGGAAGUUGAAGAAGCUAAUUUGUAGAACUCUAAAUUUCUGAUAUGGGGAUUUUUUUUUUCCUUUUCUUUUUUUUUCCUUGUGUAAAUUAUUGCAAUUGACCCCACUAUGUGAAGUUUCAAUAUUCCCUUCUGUGGAAAUUUCC